Messenger RNA from Ruditapes philippinarum (Manila clam), 816 nucleotides. RefSeq lists its product as uncharacterized. NCBI's taxonomy places the organism in Eukaryota, Metazoa, Mollusca, Bivalvia, Venerida, Veneridae. The record is from RefSeq and is a predicted model, not a curated record. Bases 130 to 693 code for a protein of 187 amino acids. The transcript has 4 exons.
UUAAUGUAAAAUGAAACGACUUGUUCACAUACGUACAUGUACAUUUAUACAUGUUAAUAUUAUUCGAUUACCACCAUCUGUACAAAUAAAUUCUUCUUUUUUCGGAUUAAACCCGAGUCAGAUGUAGACAUGCAAUCUUCUGAUGAACGAGUAACAGCAGGCAGACGAGCAGCAAGGUUUAAAAUUCUAGGAUUUGCCGCCAUAUUUUGUGUUGCCGGAAUUGGCUCAAUCGUGGCUAGCGUUCUUGUUAUGAUAAAAGAUAAUGAUAUGGAUGAAAAAGAAAAGAGAAAAGUUGAAAUUGUGCAAUAUGGUGGAAUUUGUGGGGGAGUUUUGGCGAUGUGCAAUGCUUUCCUCUUCACUUAUGUCUUGAUGAAAAUACCUAAUACGGACGGACUCAAACAGAUGAUGACAAAACAAUGCUAUGUUAUAAUAGCUUUAUUGCUUCCGUAUGUCGGUGGUACGGUUGGUAUAUAUUUAGUUGCAAAACCAUUCGAAGAUGAAAAGUUACAAACCUUGUGCUAUAUAAUCGCCGGAGGAUUUGCAAUCGUUGUUUUUUCAACGAUUUCUUAUUUACGUUUUAUGUGGACAUUUGCGCGAGCUUUUGGUGUGCAGUUGUGCAAAGGGAUGGAAGACGCUUCACAUAAACAAUCCGGACGGAACGACAAUACGGUGUACACAGUUGGGAUGAGUUAGGGCUAACUUCUUGUUUCCUCAUGUUAUACCGGUACUAGUUAUUUCAAAGAAGCUGAGUCGAGUGUGAUAUAUAUAAAUUUUCCAAGAUUUUGUUAGGAAAUAAAGAAUAAAGAAUAAAUUUCA